Aethina tumida (small hive beetle) is the source of this 850-nucleotide messenger RNA. RefSeq names its product ribosome biogenesis protein NSA2 homolog (gene Ip259). Gene Ontology annotation, biological process: maturation of 5.8S rRNA; maturation of LSU-rRNA. The record is from RefSeq and is a predicted model, not a curated record. Bases 24 to 803 code for a protein of 259 amino acids. The transcript is spliced from 2 exons. Lineage: Eukaryota; Metazoa; Arthropoda; Insecta; Coleoptera; Nitidulidae. Gene Ontology annotation, cellular component: preribosome, large subunit precursor; nucleolus.
AGUUUAGUGUAAAUAGACACAAAAUGCCACAGAACGAGUAUAUUGAACGUCACCGCAAACUCUACGGUCGCAGACUCGACUAUGAAGAACGCAAAAGGAAACGUGAGGCUCGUGAGCCCCACAAGAGAGCCCAAACCGCCAGAACUCUGCGCGGUAUAAAGGCCAAAAUAUUUAACAAAGAAAGAAGAAAUGAAAAGAUACAGAUGAAAAAGAAAAUCAAGGCACAUGAAGAGAAGAAGGUUAAGAAAACAACAGAAAAAGUGGCUGAGGGUGCCCUCCCAGUAUAUCUUCUGGAUCGUGAUGUUCAAUCCAGGGCCAAGGUUUUAUCGAACAUGAUAAAACAGAAGCGCAAAGAGAAAGCUGGAAAAUGGGAUGUACCUAUACCGAAAGUCAGAGCACAGGCAGAUGCUGAAGUAUUGAAAGUUGUCAAAUCUGGCAAAACAAAGAGGAAAGCCUGGAAGCGCAUGGUCACAAAGGUGACAUUUGUUGGGGAAGGAUUCACUAGGAAACCUCCAAAGUUUGAGAGAUUUAUAAGACCAAUGGCACUGAGAUUCAAAAAGGCACAUGUUACUCAUCCAGAACUGAAGGCCACAUUCCACUUGCCCAUUAUUGGAGUAAAGAAGAAUCCCAGUUCACCAAUGUUUACCAGUUUGGGUGUUAUAACAAAGGGUACUGUCAUUGAAGUAAACAUAUCUGAGUUAGGUUUGGUUACACAGGCAGGUAAAGUUGUCUGGGGAAAAUAUGCCCAGGUCACCAAUAAUCCAGAGAAUGAUGGGUGUAUAAAUGCAGUGCUCUUAGUAUAAGUUUUUGUGUAUUGUAAGUUUCUUCAUAAAUAAAUAAUUUUAAUAAG